UUCAGUACAUCCGCCUUGGUCUCAGUGCACUGCUCGCACCUGGAUAGGAGAAAACACAGGCAGACGAGGAGGGUGAGCGGGGUUCAGUACGUUCGUCCAAGUCAAUAAAUCUGCGAGUUCCAGAGCUGGAGGAUGGAGCUGCGGCCCUUUCUGAUGUGCUUUGCGCUCUGCGUGGUGUAUGCCACCAGCAAGCCCACGGAGAAGAAGGACCGCGUUCACCACGAUGACCCUCUGAGUGAGAAGGAGCACGAAGAUGCUGAGAACUUCGACUACGAUCACGAUGCCUUUCUGGGCGAGGAGGAAGCCAAGACCUUCGACCAGCUCACCCCUGAAGAGAGCAAAGAGAGACUGGGCAAGAUAGUUGAUAAAAUAGACGAAGACAAAGAUGGGUUUGUUACAACAGAAGAGAUGAAAAAGUGGAUCAAAUUUGCACAAAAGCGCUGGAUUUAUGAUGAUGUGGACCGCCAGUGGAAGGGGCAUGACCUCAACGAGGACGGUGUGGUUUCCUGGGAGGAGUACAAGAACGUGACCUAUGGCUACGUGCUCGAUGAUAAUGACCCAGAUGAUGGAUUUAACUACAAACAGAUGAUGUCCCGAGAUGAGAGACGUUUUAAAAUGGCAAACAAGGACGGAGACCUCGUUGCCAACAAGGAGGAGUUCACAGCCUUUCUACACCCCGAGGAGUAUGACUACAUGAAAGACAUUGUGGUGCUGGAAACCAUGGAAGAUAUUGACAAGAAUGGAGAUGGGUUCAUUGAUUUAGAGGAAUACAUUGGGGACAUGUACAACCAGGAGGGAGACCCCCAGGAACCCGAGUGGGUCAAGACAGAACGUGAGCAGUUUGUGGAGUUCCGCGACAAGAACAAAGAUGGGAAAAUGGACAAGGAGGAGACCAAGGACUGGAUACUGCCCUCGGAUUAUGACCAUGCUGAGGCAGAAGCCAAGCAUCUGGUGUACGAGUCAGAUACAGACAAGGAUGGUCGACUCACUAAAGAAGAAAUAAUAGCGAAGUACGACUUGUUCGUUGGGAGUCAAGCCACAGAUUUUGGCGAAGCUUUAGUACGGCAUGAUGAGUUUUAAAUCUUUCCACUUUGGAAAGGCUCAAUGUUCACUAGAUAAACAAUAAUUUAUUUUAUGGCUUCCUGUCCCUACACCUGGUCUCCAACAAGACUGUUAUAAGGACAUCCAGUGUAUUUAGUUUGUUUUUUAUAUGUAAAAUGAAUUUUUACAGUACAAUGUUGUUACCUUGAUUACUCUCAUUUGAACACUGUUUUGGCAUGCAGUGGGUUGAGAGAAUGUGUGUAUGCACACAUUUGUUUAUAGCAUAUUCUCCGAAACACUUCUUACGUAAUGAAUUCCUUUCAUGAACUGGCUUUCAGCAGUUGAAGUUUUAUGUACAACACAAGUAGUUUUAUGGUGACUCUGAAAGGAACUGUAAUUAAAGUACAUUACCAUACAGGGUAAUUGCUGCCUUUAGUCCUGUGGAAGCCAUGAAUGAGUGCAGCAGAAGUUUGAUGGCUUGUAUUUUUUCAUCUUAUUUUGUGCUGUCAUAUUUUAAAAAGAUCCCUUGGAAAAUUGUUUUAGCGUAAUUCAGGACUAUUGGUUCGUUACAUUCCUCCUUUUAUACUUUGUGCCUUCUUUAAUUUCUUGUAGACUAACCAGCACCCUUUCUUUGUGAACGGUGGGCAUGGAUUUACUUGGUGUAAAAGUGAUGUGCAAAUGCAAAAGGUUCCCAGGUUUGUCCUAUUACAACAGUGUCCACAUGAGAAAAGCCAGUAUUUCCUCUCCUACCUGACACUUUUAUUUAACCACUGUAAAGGAAUAAAACAAAAUAGUAUUUAGACCUUUUUUAAUUAGUGCAGUGCAAAGUAAUUACACUACUUUGAUUCAAUGUAAGCUGAAAGCCUGUGUAAAAGAUCCUCAUCGUUUGUAAGCAGGAUUAGAAUUAAAU
This is a messenger RNA of Scleropages formosus (Asian bonytongue), 1951 nucleotides long. RefSeq names its product calumenin-B. Bases 133 to 1080 code for a protein of 315 amino acids. Gene Ontology annotation, cellular component: endoplasmic reticulum. Gene Ontology annotation, molecular function: calcium ion binding. The record is from RefSeq and is a predicted model, not a curated record. The transcript is spliced from 7 exons. NCBI's taxonomy places the organism in Eukaryota, Metazoa, Chordata, Actinopteri, Osteoglossiformes, Osteoglossidae.